CUUAUUGUUACAGAUGCCCCGUCCCUGUCUACUGCUGCUGCUGGCAGCGUGCUUCGUUCACAGCUCCUACGGGCAUGCACGCACGUUCACACGUUGCCAGCUCUCCCGUGAGCUACUCCGGUACAACUUUCCAAGGAGCCUUAUAGCGCAGUGGGUGUGCGUGAUCGAGCAUGCAAGCGGACGCACAACUGAAAAAGUGACCAACCACAACAACGCCUACAUUAGCUACGGACUGUUUCAAAUCAACAACAAAGACUGGUGCAAGAAGGGCCGCAAAGGAGGGCACUGCAACAUGAAGUGUGAAGAUCUCCUGAACGAGGACCUAGCGGACGACGUGCGGUGCGCCAAGCGCAUCUACGACCGCGUCGGCUUCAAGGCGUGGCCCACCUCCUACGCCUACUGCAAGGAGAAGAGCCUGCCCGAUCUGUCGCGUUGCUAA
Messenger RNA from Cydia splendana, 439 nucleotides. RefSeq names its product lysozyme (gene Llp1). Gene Ontology annotation, molecular function: lysozyme activity. Bases 14 to 439 code for a protein of 141 amino acids. The transcript has 4 exons. NCBI's taxonomy places the organism in Eukaryota, Metazoa, Arthropoda, Insecta, Lepidoptera, Tortricidae. The record is from RefSeq and is a predicted model, not a curated record.